AUGUCAAAAUCACAUGCAAUACGUCCCAAUGGUCCACAAGACGAAAAACAAAAACACAAAUCCAAUCUUAAGAUACCAGCCACAACAUCCCCAAUAAAUGCAGCAAAACUCUGCAAUAAAUCAUUGAAGAAUGUGCCACUUACACCGAUCUUACAGCCACAAGCAGAGGAAAACAUUUUAGACCAGAUACUACCAAACCAGGAGAUGAGUUUUGGAAAUUUAGAUUUGCCCCUUAGCAUUCCUAUCAUGAAGUCGCCCGAAGCUGAACCACAAACAAUUAAAGAUGAAAAAACACAGACAGAUGAAUCGCAACGGAAAAGGAGAAGAACGCAAGAUCAGGAAGGCGAGAGCAGAAAAUUGGAAGAAACUUUAGAGAAGAUCGUGUCAUCAGUUGAAUCCAACAGAAGAGCUAUCCAGGGGGUAAGAAGAUCAGUAGAUCAGGUUACAGAUGUUUUGGGCGUACUGCAGAAGACAAUGGAAAGUAUCCGGGAUGAGAUUAGGAACGGUAGGAGGGAACAGGAGAGAAGAGGUGAAGGUACAGUCAGUUAUACAUAUAGACCAAGUAAAACAGAAGACGACAAAAGACACAACAGGAACGAUAACAUACCACGCAACAACAAGGAGGACAGACGACACAACCCAGGAGACGACAGAUCAUAUAACAGAGGAGAUGACAGAUCAUACAAAAAGGGAGACGACAGACUGCACAAAAGAAACGAUAGACCACACAACAGGGGAAACGACAGACAACUCAACAGUAACGACAAAAAAUCAAACAAUGAGCAGUUAUACAAACACAACAACAAAAGACGAAAAAGCAGAGAUGACAGGGAGGAUAAGGAAAACAGACCCUCAUUAAAGUCUGUAGUGAACAAGAAAUGA
Messenger RNA from Mercenaria mercenaria, 882 nucleotides. RefSeq lists its product as uncharacterized. Lineage: Eukaryota; Metazoa; Mollusca; Bivalvia; Venerida; Veneridae. The coding region runs from base 1 to 882 and encodes 293 amino acids. The record is from RefSeq and is a predicted model, not a curated record. The transcript has 2 exons.